Molecule: messenger RNA, 801 nt
Organism: Prunus armeniaca (apricot)
Lineage: Eukaryota; Viridiplantae; Streptophyta; Magnoliopsida; Rosales; Rosaceae
Source: the annotation of a GenBank genome assembly
AUGGAUACCAGUACAGCCGUUGAAGCCUCCUCUCCAACCUUUUCAUCCUCUUCAUCCUGCUCCUUAGACGAUGAGAUGUACGACGUAUUCUUGAGCUUUAGAGGUGAAGACACACGCAAGACCUUCACGGAUCACCUCUACUGGAGGUUAAAACAUGCCAGAGUCGACGUGUUUACUGACGAGAAUGAAAUAAGAAGAGGAGAAAUUAUACCAGACGAACUCAAGCAAAUAAUCGAGCGGUCCAGGAUCUCUGUCAUCAUCUUCUCAAGGAGGUAUGCGGAUUCCAUAUGGUGUCUUGAGGAGCUGGAGAAGAUCAUGGAGUGUAGAAGAACACUGGGGCAAAUGGUUUUGCCAAUUUUUUACGAUGUUGAUGCUGAAGAUGUCAGGAAACAAACUGGUAGUUUUGCAGAAGCAUUUCAGACACAUGAAGUGCGCUUCCAUGGAGUUAAAGAUAAAGAAGAAAAGAUACGGUCGUGGAGAAAGUCUCUAACUGAAGCUGCAGGUUUGGACGGGGGCCUGGUUUUUAGCAAGAUUGAUGGGUAUGAAGGAGUGUUUAUCAGGAAAAUUAUUGACGAUAUCAAUAGAAAAUUGAAGAGCACAUGCUUAGGCAUAGCCACCGAACAAGUUGGAAUAGAAUCUAGCAAGCAAGAAAUCAGUAACUAUGUACAAGUUCAAGUUGGAAUAGACUCUCACUUGCAAGAUAUUAGUACUCAUUUAGAUGUUGGAGGAUCAAAUGAUGUUCGCAUAAUUGGAAUUUGGGGUAUGGGAGGAAUGAGUUUAUACAUAAAGGCCAUAAGAUAG